UUUUCCAAAAAAAUCAAUUAUCUUCCUCCUCCAGAUCUGUCUCGAAGACCGUUUACCAAAUCCGCCUGAGCCAUGGAGAAACCGUACGGAUACGCGAGCGUGAGCAUGAGCGGCGUAGAUCGCUCCGCCGGGAAGGAUAUCGAUCUUGAGAUGGGAGAGGCGACGCUCUACCCUGGGCUAAGCUACGGCGAGAAUCAACUCCGGUGGGGAUUCAUCCGCAAGGUCUACGGGAUCCUCUCCGCCCAGCUCCUCCUAACCACGCUUAUCUCCGCCGUCGUCGUCCUUAAUCCUCCGGUCAACGAUCUCCUAACCGGAUCUCCCGGACUUCUCCUCUUCCUCUGCAUCAUCCCUUUCGUCUUGAUCUGGCCUCUGCACGUUUACCACCAGAAGCAUCCUGUUAACCUCAUCCUCCUUGCCCUCUUCACUAUCUCCUUGAGCUUCACCGUUGGUGUCAGCUGUGCUAUGACAGAAGGAAGAAUCGUCCUUGAAGCCUUGAUAUUGACACUGUCCGUGGUCGGAUCUCUAACCGCAUACACUUUCUGGGCUGCAAAGAAAGGAAAAGACUUCAGCUUCCUUGGACCCAUUCUCUUCACCAGCCUCAUCAUUCUUGUAGUGACCAGCUUCAUGCAGAUGUUCUUCCCGCUUGGCCCGACCUCUGUUGCAAUAUAUGGAGGAGUCAGCGCGCUGGUGUUCUGCGGAUACAUAGUCUAUGAUACCGACAAUCUCAUCAAGCGUUUCACAUAUGACGAAUACAUCCUCGCAUCGGUGGCUCUCUACUUGGACAUCCUCAAUCUCUUCUUGACCAUAUUGCGUAUUUUGAGGCAAGGUGACAACUGAAGGAAGCCAUACAAGAUGAGGCUUCUGUGAUGGGAUUUACAUUUUGUGUAUAUCUGACUUAUGUUUCGAGUUUUUUAUUUUACUAUAUGCUGCUAUGUGGUUAAACUGUUUGGUAAAACAAAAUCAAUUGAAGUCAAAUUUUCAAUGUUAAAUAAAUUUGGUAGAUUUUAAUAGC
This is a messenger RNA of Brassica rapa (field mustard), 1012 nucleotides long. Its product is annotated as BI1-like protein. Gene Ontology annotation, cellular component: membrane. The record is from RefSeq and is a predicted model, not a curated record. NCBI's taxonomy places the organism in Eukaryota, Viridiplantae, Streptophyta, Magnoliopsida, Brassicales, Brassicaceae.